CUUGAAGGUACAAACUCACCUUCUCAAUCGUGCCACCUUCCCCGCGCCAUUCAAUCGCCUCCUUUGCCUUCUCAUAGCUUUGGUUCACCGGAAGAUUAAUUCUGACGCGCUUUUAGGACAUCGCUUGCAGCGAGAGAAGCGAGAGCGAGAGCGAGAGCGAGGGAGCAACUGAACAGCGAUCACAGGUAGCGAUGGUGUACAUCGAAAAUUGGGAAGACUUUCAGGAACGCGCUAUCGUGCUUUUCCGCUCCGAUCCUGUGGCUACGCGCUAUGUGAUGAAAUACAGGCAUUGUGAUGGCAAACUCGUUCUCAAAGUCACCGACGAUAAAGUGUGUCUAAAGUUCAAGACAGUACAUGCCCAGGAUAUAAGAAAGAUGGAGAAGCUCAACAACACGUUUUUUAGCAUGAUGGCCCGAGGGCCAGAUGUUGAGGUGCCAGAAGAUUUGCCGAAAGAACCAGUAGCUCCACCACCUUCAAGGAAGGGAAGAGGGCGGAGACAAUGAGGUCGUGAAUUCUAUAUUUAGUUCGAUAUUCCUCUGUACCAUGUUGAACGCAGUUUACUCCCCUCCUUUUUUCGGAGAGUAUGCUGAGAAAAUGUCAUCGUAUUCCUGGCAGCAGUUGCUUUGCAUAGAACUUGGUGAGCUAAAUUAUUGCUGUGUGAGAACUUGGUACCUACAUUACUCUACGAGAUCUUCUAUCACAUAUUUGCAUAUCCCCUUUUUUUCGCCCGUGUGAGAGCCUAGUAUUCCAACCUUGGUCAGAAGAUGGAUUUGGAAGAAGAAAUUAUGGAGGCUGUUGUUGCAAUUCUUUUAAGAGAGAAUCACGUUAUAUUACAGUCAAAAGUUUGUAAUGCUGAAGUUUCAUAUAAGUUUGUAGAAAGUCAAUCUUUGACCAA
Molecule: messenger RNA, 895 nt
Organism: Physcomitrium patens
Lineage: Eukaryota; Viridiplantae; Streptophyta; Bryopsida; Funariales; Funariaceae
Product: signal recognition particle 9 kDa protein
Biological process (GO): SRP-dependent cotranslational protein targeting to membrane
Cellular component (GO): signal recognition particle, endoplasmic reticulum targeting
Molecular function (GO): 7S RNA binding
Source: RefSeq, a predicted model, not a curated record